Parasteatoda tepidariorum (common house spider) is the source of this 2527-nucleotide messenger RNA. RefSeq lists its product as uncharacterized. The record is from RefSeq and is a predicted model, not a curated record. Lineage: Eukaryota; Metazoa; Arthropoda; Arachnida; Araneae; Theridiidae. Gene Ontology annotation, molecular function: protein binding.
AUGGCAUGCAGGGUCAAGUGGGGCUGAAAUAUUUCAGGCCUCUUUACCAUGUCAUACUGUUUGAAAUUGCGCUGCAGAAAUGUCACGGGAAGAUCCACGCAUCAUGAUUUAUAGCAGAAUCAUUGCAACUGGACGAAACACAAUAGGAGACCCAUUCAACCCGGAGAAAUCCUUUCCGUGUUUAUUUUAAAAAUAAAGUUUACAAGUUUGAAAUUUACCGUGCGUUUAUCAAUUGUUGUUGAGAAUUUGCAAGAACUAAUCGUUCUCCUUAAUAAAUGAAACAAUUUCACGUCUAUAUUUACUUCCACAACUUUUUAGAAGAAUUCUAUUUAUCUACAAAAUGUAUGCUUAUCUACCUACAAAUUCAUAACUUUAAAUAGGAAUGGCAUUUGAGGCCAGCUUCUAAACCUCUCACUUUAUGAUUGAAGAUAUCAAUUAAAUUGGUUAAAAUAAAUCUUUCAAAAUGCAUUUAAGUUGAAAAUAUUAAACCAAAAUCAUAAAAUGAAGUUUCACAGUUCAGGCAAAAAAUCCGGAUGGAAGUUUAUUCCGCAUCCAUAGGUCUUUAGAUUAUUAAGAAUGGAAGAAACUGCGAAUUUCUCCUCUCAAGAACUGUGUCAAGUACCAGAUUUACAAUUUAGUAGUACUACAAAAUUGAUUUUGGAUUACAAUGAUAUUACAACUCUGCCGGCAGCUUUUUGCAAGAAGUUGCCAAGAUUGGUAUUUCUCUCUGUGAAUGGUAAUUUACUGAAGGAGCUUCCCUCAGACAUCGGACACUAUUUUACGAAUUUAACUGAGUUGCAUGCUAGGGAGAACCUCCUGCGUGAUAUUCCAAAAAGCUUAUGCUACCUCUCCAAACUCACAAAGCUUCACCUGACCGGCAAUCGCAUUAGCGACACCCUCCCGAAUGAGUUCUCCUUUCUAUUCCAUUUGACCGAACUCGUUUUGGAUGAAAAUGAGUUGACCCACCUCCCGAGUGAUUUCGGCAAACUAGAAUCUUUAACUCACCUCGACGUGAGCAAUAAUUUUUUGUGCCAGCUGCCAGAAAGCUUCGGCAUGCUAAAAAGUUUGAAAGAAUUGAACCUGUCCAACAAUCGCUUAAAAGCACUUCCGGAUAGUUUUGAAAAUCUUCCCAGUUUGGAAAUUGUGGACUUGACCGAUAAUGAAGUAAGAUUUUUUCCAAAUGACUCUAAGUCUGCUUUGUCUAUGGUGAAACUAUUUAUGAAUGAAAAUUGCCUCACCGGUCUGCCGAACUGGAUUUCGGAAUCUCGGAAUCUGAGAGAACUGUCUGUUUCUGCCAAUGAUUUGUUGGAAGUUCCUCCGUACUUGGGGACGAAUAAUCAUUUGUUGGAACAGAUCGAUCUGAGUGGCAACAGCAUCCAUACUCUUCCUGAGAGUGUUGGACAUUUAAAAGAAUUACGUUUCUUGGACAUGGGCAGUGCUUUAGAUGAACUGGAGCGAAAUCGUUUCAUAGCCAAUGGAAAUAACUUGAAACACUUACCGGAUUCUUUUACCUGCUUAGAAAAUCUAAUCAAGCUAGAAUUAGAUGAAAACCAACUGUGUGAGUUGCCUACAGAUUUUGGAAGUCUUUUAGGCUUGACUUAUUUGGAUAUUUGCCAUAAUGACUUGAAGAAGUUACCAGAUAGUUUUAGCCUGCUAAAGAACCUAAAAAUCUGUUUGCUUUCCAUGAAUUAUUUGACAGAAUUGCCGCAAAAUUUCGGAAUGCUCUGUUCUCUAGAAGAUUUAAAGCUUGAUCAUAAUAUGCUUACAGAGUUGCCUGAAUCAUUUUCUAAUCUAGUUACACUGACUUCAUUGGACUUGUACAACAACAAUUUGAAAGAAAUCCCAAAAGGUGUUACUUGUUUGAAACAGUUGAAGCAGUUGGAUCUCAGAGAAAAUGAUUUUGGAUUGUCAUUUGAAGAGAUUCCUGAAAUAAUUUAUGAACCAACAUAUUUGAAGAGGAAGCCAGAAUUAAGUGAGAAUUGGCGUGGAAGAAAGAGAUCAGACAUCAGUCAGGAUUCAUGGGUUGAAUCUAAAGCGGAUACUGAAGACGAAAGCAAACUAAAUGACAAUGUUGUUUAUUCUGCAUUGACAUCAUCAUCAUCAUUGUGGAGGAAACAUGGUCAGUCUGAUGUGAGGUCAUCCGCUAAAUUAGAGAAAGAUGAUUCCAUGAUGAAUGCGUCGAUCAAUUCUACUGCAAAUGAAGAUUUCUGGGAUAAAUCUGAUGAAUCUGUUACGGGAUCAAGCUGUUCUGAUAACAGUGGAAAAUUCUUAGAACUAAGUGACUGGGAAAGUGAUGAUUCAGCCAACUAUAUGCCAAGCAGCAAUUUUAAAAAAAAUUACCGCCACCAUUUGAGAGAAGAAGGAAAAAUUGAUGAUAAAGAGUUGAAUGUUUUAAUUCCAUCUGAUAUGCACGUCAAUCGUAUUACAGUACGAGAAGUCUGGGAACCCUCUGAAGAUGGGCAAUUUGAAGAUGCUUGAAUGUGUUUAUGUGAUUCAUAUUUAUUAAAUAUCUUAUUUUUGUCUCUUA